AUGGAAGCAAAUAUCCCCCGGUAUCGGACGCAUCUCGUUCCCUUUCUCUUUGUUCUAUUUGCAGCUUCCUCAUCAGCAACUCCACCAGAUGUAGCCACGGCGACUGCGUCGUCCAGAGCUGCCUCAACCCAGUUACCAUUUCCACAGUCGCUUACCGAUAUCAAGCAAUGCGAUUCACAAAUUGCCGUUGCAAACGCCUCGAACACAUUCUCCAGCGUUGAAUCUCUCGACCUUAAAACAAAAGAUGCCGCACGCAAGCAACACCAGGUUGCGCUAUCACUGACAGUCAAUGCCCCUGUAGUGACCGACAAUACCUCGGUGAAGAUUAAUUCAACCGUCUGGCUUGGGAUCGACAAAGGCGUGGAUUAUAGUAGUCCUAGCCUCCCCUUCAGUGCAUGCUCUCUUGUUUUCAAUAAAAUUCCCAAUACAACGUCCCGCCGUGGCACUUCCCAAGAUGGGUUGUGUGCACAGACAUACUCUAAAGAGUGCGUUACCGAUCUUGAGUCUAAAGCUGCUACCAUGGCAUGGGACUUUUCAAAAAAAUCAUCACAGGGUGAAUCGCACAAGGGAGGGAUGUUUUCGGAGCUGCCGGAAAUUUGUAACUUCAUUGCUGAUCAGAUGACGAUUGCCUUACCCGACUCGUGUAAGGAUUUCGCGGAGAACAACCGGCUGUGGGAGAGCGUUGAUACUUUGCCUCUGACAGGAGAGAGGUCGCUCGGCCUGAGUGGCUGCAACAUUUCCGCAGACUCAUUCUACCAUGACACUGGCUUCAAGUCUUACAACACCUUCCCUAUCCACCAGUCAACCUUCAUUUCGCCGAGCAAUGCAUCCAACGCGACCAUCACGAGCGAUCUCGCCAACAAUCUUUAUUAUCGCAACGUGCUUGACCAGAUCGUGCCUGUGAUGAGGGUCAUGAUGCCAGCAGUGAACGGCAAUAUCAGCACAAAUUUCGUCAAGUUGGAGAGCGCGGAAGCAGAGAUGAGCUGCUUGGGAGCCAACUCCGUGAAGCCCAUGCCCCAAAAUCCGGUGGGAAUACCAAAUUCGAAGACCUCGGAGAGUGUAUCAUUCAGGGCGCAUACGACUGCUAUUGGGGGUUCUGGGCUGUUGGCAGUAGCGCUGGCGAUGGCUUUUGCUUGA
Messenger RNA from Bacidia gigantensis, 1137 nucleotides. RefSeq lists its product as uncharacterized. NCBI's taxonomy places the organism in Eukaryota, Fungi, Ascomycota, Lecanoromycetes, Lecanorales, Ramalinaceae. Bases 1 to 1137 code for a protein of 378 amino acids. The record is from RefSeq and is a predicted model, not a curated record. The transcript has 2 exons.